AUGAAUAUGGAUACAUAUAACAAUAACAAUCCUCAAGCUGAAAUUGAAAGAUAUUAAAGAACCGAAAAAAUUGGUGAAGGUACCUACGGUGUAGUAUUCAAGGCCAUAGAUAAACAAACCAACCAAACAAUUGCUUUAAAAAAAAUUCGUUUAGAGCAUGAAGACGAGGGAGUUCCAUCCACAGCAAUUCGAGAAAUAUCAUUACUAAAAGAAAUAAAUCAUCCAAACGUAAUUCGCUUAAAAGACUUAGUAUAUGGUGAGAACAAAUUAUAUUUAAUAUUUGAUUUUUUAGACCAUGACUUGAAAAAAUAUCUUGAAUUAACUAGCGGUCCAUUAUCCCCUUAAAUUGUAAAAGAUUACAUGUUUUAAUUAGUUUUAGGAAUAGCCGUUUGUCAUGCAAAUCGAAUAAUACAUAGAGAUUUGAAACCUUAGAAUAUUUUAAUAGAUAAAAAAGGUCAAGUACAAUUAGCUGAUUUUGGACUUGCAAGGGCUUUUGGUCUUCCUAUGAAAACAUAUACCCAUGAGGUUGUUACUUUAUGGUAUAGACCUCCUGAAAUUCUCCUAGGUGCAAGAUAAUAUUCUACUCCAGUCGACAUUUGGUCUUUAGGGUGUAUUUUUUCAGAAAUGGCAAUGAAAUAGCCACUUUUUGUUGGAGAUUGCGAGAUAGAUUAAAUUUUUAAAAUUUUUAGAAUUAUGGGUACUCCAAAAGAAAAUACAUGGCCAGGAGUUAGUUAAUUGCCAGAUUUUAAGAGUACUUUCCCAUAAUGGUAAGGAAUUUCUUUGGAAAAAUAAUGCCCAAAUUUAGAUUCAAAAGGUAUUGAUUUGCUUAAAAAAAUGCUUUAAUUAGAUCCUACUAAAAGAAUUACUGCAGAAGAAGCAUUAGAACAUCCUUUUUUUGAUGAAUUAGAUAAGAGUAAAUAUUAAUUAUUAGAUUGAAACACAAAUUAUUAAUAUUUUUAUUACCAAAAAAUAUAGAAAUAUAUAUAAUAACAUUUUUUUUACAUUUAUUAUGUUUUUAAAUAGUCUUUAUAUUAGAAAGUAUUUUUUUUUUAAAAAAAGUUUA
Messenger RNA from Ichthyophthirius multifiliis, 1063 nucleotides. RefSeq names its product protein kinase domain protein. Gene Ontology annotation, cellular component: cytoplasm; cyclin-dependent protein kinase holoenzyme complex; nucleus. Gene Ontology annotation, molecular function: cyclin binding; ATP binding; cyclin-dependent protein serine/threonine kinase activity. Lineage: Eukaryota; Ciliophora; Oligohymenophorea; Hymenostomatida. Gene Ontology annotation, biological process: regulation of gene expression; regulation of G2/M transition of mitotic cell cycle; protein phosphorylation. The transcript has 2 exons. The record is from RefSeq and is a predicted model, not a curated record.